This is a messenger RNA of Podospora bellae-mahoneyi, 351 nucleotides long. RefSeq lists its product as uncharacterized. The transcript has 3 exons. The coding region runs from base 1 to 351 and encodes 116 amino acids. The record is from RefSeq and is a predicted model, not a curated record. Lineage: Eukaryota; Fungi; Ascomycota; Sordariomycetes; Sordariales; Podosporaceae.
AUGUCCGUGGACCUUGAUAGCCCUCUCCACCAGCCCAAGCCCGGCUCAGGGGUCAAAAAGGGAAGGCGGCCGUGGUGUGCAGCGAGUCCAGCGACAGGGAAAGGGAAGGUGGAGGGACAAAUCUGGGGCAAGCAACAGCACGACAUUCACCCGCGCCACCGUGUGUUGGGCUGUCCAGUGAGCCAGUGCCGUUCGUUUAUCAACCACGGAUACCAACAGUCCAAUAACCCAAAAUCCGUUGCGAUUGCGGGUCUCGAGACGUCCCACGACAUCAUCGGUGGCUGCCCCUCGGACCCCGGCGCAACCCCUCCCCGCGACUCCGACGUCAACCACAUGUCCGCCAGCAGAUAG